Megalops cyprinoides (Indo-Pacific tarpon) is the source of this 3787-nucleotide messenger RNA. RefSeq names its product RAB11 binding and LisH domain, coiled-coil and HEAT repeat containing (gene relch). NCBI's taxonomy places the organism in Eukaryota, Metazoa, Chordata, Actinopteri, Elopiformes, Megalopidae. The transcript has 29 exons. Bases 97 to 3654 code for a protein of 1185 amino acids. Gene Ontology annotation, cellular component: recycling endosome; trans-Golgi network. The record is from RefSeq and is a predicted model, not a curated record. Gene Ontology annotation, biological process: intracellular cholesterol transport. Gene Ontology annotation, molecular function: protein binding.
UCUCAUGAUCGGAGGUAGCAGGCUAGCUAGCUAUUCAUCCAGGAAGACGGUGGAUAUAUAGCUAAUAUUAGGUAGCCUAAUCUGUAGCGUGAAAAGAUGGCGGCGGGCAGCGUCAACCCGUUUAAUCUCAGUGAUUCCGAAGAGGAGGCUGAGCGGAGGCCGGAUGGGGCCGACAACGAUCGCAGCCCAAGUGAUGUACCGCCGCAGAGCAGUGGUCCCCUUUCCCCGCAAGCGGAUUCAGAGCCAGCGGCGCUGCUACUGUCCAGCAAUAGGACGAGUCCUAGUGUGGAGGGUGUUUCUGUUUCGGCUGCUGCUGCAGCUAUGGGAGGCAGCUCAGAGACACGAGUGUCUGUAGAUUCGAUAGCUGCUCAGCUGCUCCGGGACCAGUAUAUUCUCACGGCCCUUGAAUUCCACACCGAGCUUCUAGAGGCCGGCAGGGAGCUCCCUCGAUUGCGAGAUUACUUCUCGAAUCCAGGCAAUUUCGAAAGGCAAAGUGGAACUCCACCCGCUUGCAAAGAACAGGGACUCGGUCCAGGAGGACAGCUUAAUCGAGCCGGCAGCAUCAGCACUCUCGACUCCCUGGAUUUCGCCCGUUACUCAGAUGAUGGGAACAGGGAAUCGGACGAGAAAGUCGCAGUCCUGGAGUUUGAACUACGGAAAGCCAAGGAGACCAUUCAGGCUCUGCGCGCCAACUUGACUCAGGCAGCAGAGAGUGAAGUUCCAUCGCAGGAGCGAAAGAACUUCAAAUCCAGUCCUGAAAUUCAGGAGCCCAUCCGCCCUCUUGAAAAAAGAGCACUGAAUUUUUUAGUCAAUGAAUACUUAUUGAAAAAUAAUUACAAACUUUCGUCCAUCACAUUCUCAGAUGAAAAUGAUGAUCAGGAUUUUGAGCUAUGGGAUGAUGUAGGAUUAAACAUUCCGAAACCCCCUGACCUCCUGCAUCUGUAUCGGAACUGUGGAACCAGCCUGCCCUCGCCACGGGACACUGUGGAUAUAGCUGUAGGGGUGGAAGCUGAGGAACUGCUGGGGAACUCCAUUACCCAGGAGCCUGAGCAGAAAACGGAGCUUGCACAGCAAUCUGCUGUGGUCCAGGAGCUGGAGCACCAGAUAAGCCUUCUGAACAGUGAGAAGCAGAGUCUGGCCGAACAAAUCAGGAAGCUGCAGAGUGACAUCCAGGCCCUGAAGAAGAACGUCUCCAUCCCCCUGGCCGUUUCGAUGGAGUCGGGGAACCACAAAGCGGACCAAGUGCCUGACUUGGGCCCCCCGGAUAAUGGACAGUACCUCGACAUUGGAGGGGCCCCGGGGCAGAACGAUGUCACAGACUCCAUAGCCUUGAACACUAAUAUGGACUCAGUCCUGCCCACGCCCGCCACACCGCCCACACAGCCUCACACAAAGUUAAAAGACCCGGCACCUCAAAGUAAAGGGCCUGUACAGUUUGACCAGCCCAACAGAAAGCUGUCUCCUGCAUUUCACCAAGCACUUUUAUCCUUCUGUCGAAUGUCUGCUGACAGCCGGCUUGGCUCUGAGGUGUCCCGCAUCGCGGACAGCGAGGAGAGCGUGAUGCUCAUGCUGGGCCGCUGCCUGCCGCACAUCGUCCCGAACGUGCUGCUUGCCAAGCGAGAGGAGCUGAUCCCCCUCAUCCUCUGCACUGCCUGCCUUCACCCUGAGCCCAAGGAGAGGGACCAGCUGUUACACAUCCUCUUCAACCUUAUCAAGAGGCCAGACGACGAGCAAAGACAGAUGAUCUUGACAGGUUGCGUGGCCUUUGCUCGGCAUGUAGGGCCCACACGUGUGGAAGCAGAACUCCUACCACAAUGCUGGGAGCAGAUCAACCACAAGUACCCUGAGAGACGACUGCUGGUGGCAGAGUCAUGUGGCGCGCUGGCCCCCUACCUGCCUAAGGAGAUCCGCAGCUCGCUGGUGCUCUCCAUGCUGCAGCAGAUGCUGGCGGAGGACAAGGCUGACAUGGUGCGGGAGGCGGUGGUCAAAAGCUUGGGCAUCAUCAUGGGCUACAUCGACGACCCAGACAAGUACAGCCAGGGCUUUGAGCUGAUGCUGCUCUCACUGGGGGACCCCUCGGAACGAGUGGUCAGUGCCAUCCACCAGGUUUUCAUACCAGCCUUUGCCGCCUGGUCCACGGAGCUGGGCAACCUGCAGUCCCAGCUUGUGCCGACCCUGCUGGCGCGCAUCGAGAAGCUGCUCAAGGACGGAGAGCACGGGCUGGAUGAGCACAAGCUCCACAUGUUCCUGUCCGCUCUACAGUCCCUCAUCCCUCCUCUGUUCGCCGAGGUGCUGCGGAACGCCCCCUUCACCAGCCGAGCCAAGCUGCAGGGCGACACGCCUCCCAUCGAGGUGACCAGGUUCCCUCGGCCGGCGUCACCCCUGCAGGACGUGGCCACCAUCAUCGGGAGCCGGGAGCAACUGGCCGUGCUGCUGCAGCUCUACGACCACCAGCUGGAGCACGAGGGGACCACCGGCUGGGACAGCCUGCUCUGGGUGGUCAACCAGCUGCUACCCCAGCUCAUAGAGAUUGUCGGGCGGAUCAAUGUAACCUCAACUACCUACGUCCACGAGUUCUCUCGCUUCUUCUGGAGGUUAUGCCGAACGUUUGGGAAGAUUUUCACAAAUGCCAAGGUAAAGCCACAAUUCCAAGAAAUCCUAAGGCUUUCAGAAGAGAAUGUUGACACUACAGCUGGGAAUGGCAUUCUGACAAAGGCUACGGUACCAAUCUAUGCCACUGGGGUCCUGACCUGCUACAAUCAGGAAGAGGACCGCAAGCUUUUGGUGGGAUUCCUUGAAGACGUUAUGACAACCCUGUCUUUGUCACAUGCUCCCUUGGACAGCUUAAAGGCAUCCUUCGUAGAGCUGGGUGCAAACCCAGCAUACCAUGAGCUGCUUCUAACGGUGCUGUGGUAUGGAGUAGUCCAUACCUCGGCUCUUGUUCGCUGCACAGCAGCUCGAAUGUUUGAGCUGAUUCUUCGAGGCAUGAGCGAAGCCUUAAUUGACAAGCGAGUAGCCCCGGCCCUUAUAACCUUGUGCAGUGGUCCUGAAUUCUCUGUAAGGAUAUCAACCAUACCGGCAUUUGGUACAAUUAUGGAGACUGUAACACAAAAAGAGCUGCUGGAGAGAGUGAAGAUGCAGCUGGCUUCCUUUCUGGAGGACCCUCAGUACCAAGACCAGCACUCUUUGCACAUGGAGAUCAUUAAGACGUUCGGGAGGGUGGGGCCCAACGCUGAGCCCAGAUUCAGGGACGAGUUCGUCCUUCCUCAUUUGCACAAACUGGCUCUGGGAAACAACAUGCAAACAGCGGAGACCAAAAGGCUGGACAUCGCCACCCAGCUUUUCGAAGCCUACAGUGCUCUGUCUUGCUGCUUUAUUUCCGAAGAGCUGAUGGUGAAUCACUUCCUGCCUGGACUGAAGUGUUUAAGAACUGACAUGGAGCAUCUUUCCCCUGAGCACGAGGUUAUUUUGAGCUCCAUGAUUAAAGAAUGCGAGCAGAAGUUGGAAAACAAGAACAUCCAGGAGCCACAAGGCUCUGUGUCAAUUGCAGCAAGUCUUGUGGGAGAAGACGCCAAGACAAAAUUUCUGAACAAGAUGGGCCAGCUGACCACUUCUGGCGCCAUGUUGGCCAACGUGUUCCAGAGGAAGAAGUAAGCUGCUGGGGUGUUUCCCAUGAGCCUCCACUGUCUGCAACCUCCUACUUGAAGUCAAUCAUCUGCCUUUGUUUUGUCUGUCUGUUAUGUUAGUGUCUGUUUUAUUUCUUAUUUAUGGGUUCUUAUAACUUUAU